AUGCUCCCCGGCUCCUGCACCAGGAAAGAAGUGAAGGAAGCGGUUGUAAGAAGUAGCGCCAACAGAUAAAGUACCAUGUUUUUCAUACAAACAGGUUUCAAAAAAGUAUGCCAUGCUUCAAUGCGAUACCUGGCCGCCCAUGCCUGCUUUUCGGGUUGCUGAAUAAUUUACUCAGUAUCUGCAAUGCGCAUCCUGAAAAAUUGUUACUUAUUUUUUGGAGCCACUUACGGUCCGCUACCUG
Didymodactylos carnosus is the source of this 241-nucleotide messenger RNA. The record is from the annotation of a GenBank genome assembly. Lineage: Eukaryota; Metazoa; Rotifera; Eurotatoria; Philodinida; Philodinidae.